AUGUCUAUUGAUAAAAGCUGGACUACUAAUCCAUAUCGAAACCAUCCCGAGUUCCAAGCAGGACUCAAAGCUUUUAUUGAGAAGUCGAAGUUGCACCUUGAUAGUAAUGGUAAAAUCAGAUGUGCGUGUGAAAAAUGUGAUAACCGUUACUUCAAGUACCCGACUGUAGUUGAACGCCAUAUAUUUAUAAAUGGUUUCAGUAAGGCGUACAAAAUUUGGAUCUAUCAUGGUGAAUCUUUUAUUCCUCCCGUCGUCUUGCCAAGUAACGAAAUGGCCGAUUUAAUCGACGAUGUGAUGUGGGAGUCGAGAGAAAAUGAUACCAACCUCGAUGAAGGAACCUCGAAUACAAGGGGUAGCGGUGUGGAUGAUGAUUUUGCACAGUUGUUGGAAGAAAUGGAAACUCAAUUGUAUACUGGUUGCAUCUUUUCUUCCCUUGAGUUUCUAGCAAAGUUAAUGCAUAUCAAGGUGAACAACAAAUGGACUGAUAGUUCAUUUGAUCAACUCCUUGAGCUCUUGCAAUUAGCAUUUCCCAAAGGCAACAAGGUUCCCCUUUCACAUUAUCUAGCCAAAAAGAAACUAAAGUCUAUUGGCCUGGGGUAUGAGUCGAUACAUGUGUGUAAAAAUGAUUGUUGUCUCUUUUGGAAAGAACAUGAUUCAUUGCAAGUUUGUCCCGUUUGUAAAGAGAGCCGAUGGAUCGAUAAAAACACCAAGGGUAAGAAAGUACCUCAUAAGGUGUUACGGUACUUUCCUGUGACCCCUAGACUACGACGUUUAUAUUGUUCGAGGCACACUGCCAAAAAUAUGAUUUGGCAUAGUACCAGACGUUCAGAAGAUGGUGUGAUGAUUCAUCCUGUUGAUGGGGAACAUUGGCAAGAUUUUGAUAAAAAAUACCCCGACUUCUCGAGUGAACCCCGUAACGUACGCCUAGGUCUUUCAGCUGACGGUUUCAAUCCAUUUGGAAACAUGUGUAAUCCACAUAGCACAUGGCCGGUCAUACUCACCACAUACAAUCUGCCACCCUGGCUUUGUAUGAAAGAGUCAUCAUUCAUGUUGACUUUGUUGAUUCCAGGACCGAAAGCUCCAGGUAAGGAUAUGGAUGUUUUCCUUAGACCGUUGGUGGAAGAGCUUAAACAUUUGUGGAACUCAGGCGUACGUAUUAAAGAUGCGGCGACAAACACAUUCUUCACGAUGAGAGCUAUGUUGUUGUGGACAAUAAACGAUUGGCCAGCUCGUAGUAGUUUAUCGGGUUGGAGUGGGCAAGGGUAUAGAGCAUGUGCUACUUGCAAUGAAGACACUCCUUCGUACCGUGCAACAAACAAAGUCGUAUAUAUUGGUCAUCGUCGUUUCCUAGAUGCUAAUGAUCCGUUAAGAAAUAGGUUGGACUUUAAUGGGAUGGAAGAGACAAGACCCGCUCCGAGACACUUUAAUAAUGAUGACAUACAAGAGCAACUAGGUCGUCUACUAACUCGUAAACCGGGUAAACAUCCUGACCAUGGAGGCGGGGAGCCAAAGCGGCAAGAUUAUGAGUUGAACUGGUCGAAACGAAGCAUUUUCUUCGAACUCGAGUAUUGGUCUUCUCUACAGUUGAAACACAACAUAGAUGUCAUGCAUGUCCAGAAAAAUGUGGACGAGAGUUUGUUAGGUACUCUCCUAAUGAACGAUAAAAGCAAAGACACAUCAAAUGCACGAGAGGACUUGAAAAUUCUAAACAUUCGGAGAAAUGAAUGGUUGCAAAAAAAUGGUGACAAGUUUCAUAGACCCAGAACAUUGAAGGUGGAGGAUAUGAGGAAAGCAAAAGUAGACAUUAUUGCAAUCUUGUGCAAGUUAGAAUUGAUUUAUCCUCCGGCAUUUUUUGACAUUAUGGUCAUUUACUUUUGCAUUUACCUGAUGAAGCAAUUGCUGGAGGCCCGAAACAAGGCGAAGCCAGAAGGUUCUAUAGCUGAGGGUUAUGUUGCUGAAGAAGCUUUAUCAUUUUGUUCAAUGUACCUUCGAGAUGUAAAGAAUCGUCCGGAAAGAAAUGUAGAUAUUGUCAUUGAAAAAACAAAGUUUUGGAUGUUUGAGUCUAAAUGUCGACCGACCAGCACAACUCAAAUCAAAACUCUUAAUUUAACGGAAAUGCAUAACAUGGAAUGGUUUGUAUUGAAUAGCUGUGAAGAAGUCAGACAGUAUAUCAAGAAAUUCAAAUCUGAGCAUCCCCAAAGUGAUGAAAAGAGAGAAUUUCAAAAAUCUCCAGAAUUCCACGAAGAGUUGUCGGUUCUUGCAAUGGGCCCGCAAAUGAAUGCUUAUUCUUACACCGCAUGCAUAGUCAAUGGUGUUAGGUUUAUGGUACUUAGUCGUGACACACAACGUACAACACAAAACUCUGGGGUUUUAGCGGUGGGUGAGAAAGGCGAGAAGUAUUAUGGCCAGUUAGAAGAGAUUAUAGAGUUGAGGUAUACACAUGAUUAUUCAACAUUACUAUUUCGUUGCAAGUGGUUUGAUACUCGAGCAGGAGUUAUUUCUAGUGAUAGUUUCACCAGUAUCGACACACGACGCGAAGCAUACAAAGAUGAUCAACUCAUAUAUGCGUCACAAGCCAAACAAGUGUUCUACAUCAGAGAGCCAAACAAUAACCAUCGGUGUGUUGUCGAGCAUGUUAAUCAUCGAAGUAUUUGGGAUCUACCAUCGAACGAUGACCUUGUUCAAAAUGUUGACAAUGUCUCACACGAAAAUGUAGACGAUGUCGAUGUACUUCAAAAUAUCUCUUCAUCCGAUGCUCCGCUUUUUAUCGAUUUCAGCAUGUACUUUCAAAACAUUCCUAGAGUCAUUGUUGAUGUAGAAAGUGCAUCUGAAGUUCCUCCGCCAACUAGUAGAGUCAAUGAUGUUUCUGAUUGCGAUACUGAUUACGAUGACACCGAUUCUGACUAUGAUACCGAAGAAGACACUGAAGGAUAUGAGGAAGAUUCUGAUUAG
This is a messenger RNA of Lactuca sativa (garden lettuce), 2952 nucleotides long. RefSeq lists its product as uncharacterized. The record is from RefSeq and is a predicted model, not a curated record. Lineage: Eukaryota; Viridiplantae; Streptophyta; Magnoliopsida; Asterales; Asteraceae.